This is a messenger RNA of Serinus canaria (Common canary), 2253 nucleotides long. It is a transcript of the gene SCAMP3, whose product is annotated as secretory carrier membrane protein 3. NCBI's taxonomy places the organism in Eukaryota, Metazoa, Chordata, Aves, Passeriformes, Fringillidae. Gene Ontology annotation, biological process: protein transport. The transcript is spliced from 7 exons. Bases 115 to 1365 code for a protein of 416 amino acids. The record is from RefSeq and is a predicted model, not a curated record. Gene Ontology annotation, cellular component: trans-Golgi network membrane; recycling endosome membrane.
CCCCGAUGACGUCACGUCGCAGCGGGACCAAUCAGCGGCGGGGAGGGGCGGGGCCUGGCGGCGGCGGCGGCGCCGGUCCCGCGGGUCCAGCGCGCUCCCGGUCCCGGUCCGGCCAUGGCCCAGCGCGGCGGCCCCGCGGUGCUCCCGGACAACCCCUUCCAGGACCCCGCGGCGCUGCAGGCCCGGCCCGGGUCUGUGCUCGAUGGCUACAACCCCUUCGAGAGCGACGCGGUGAGCGGCGGGGCCUGCCCGGACACCGGGGCCUGCCCGUGUACCGGAUCUUCUUCCCGGGCACCGGAGCCCUCCCCGCUGCUGGCGCGGUCUCACCUCUCUCCUCUUCCCCUGCAGCCACCGCCGCCCUUCCAGACCCCUUCGGUGGCGCCGCCGCCCCCGGUACCGGCGGCCGCGCAGCCCCCGCGGAAGGCGAGUCCCACCGAGCCCCGCAACUACGGCUCCUACGGCUCGCAGGCCUCGGCCGCCGCCGCCACGGCAGAGCUGCUGAAGCGGCAGGAGGAGCUCAACCGGAAAGCGGAGGAGCUGGACCGGCGGGAGCGGGAGCUGCAGAACGCGGCGCUCGGCGGUUCCCAGACGAGGCUCAACAACUGGCCCCCGCUGCCGUCCUUCUGCCCGGUGAAGCCGUGCUUCUACCAGGACAUCCCCGUGGAGAUCCCUGCUGACUUCCAGAAGACAGUUACAACCAUGUACUACCUCUGGAUGGCCAGCACCAUUGCUCUGUUCAUGAACUUCCUGUCCUCGCUCGCCUGGUUCUGCGUGGAUCCCUCAUCCGGUUCUGGGUUUGGCCUCUCCAUCCUCUGGGCUCUGCUCUACACGCCCUGUUCCUUUGUCUGUUGGUACCGGCCCAUGUACAAAGCUUUCAGGAGCGACAGUUCCUUCAACUUCUUUGUCUUCUUCUUCGUGUUCUUUGCCCAGAACGUGAUGUAUGUGCUGCAGGCCAUCGGCAUCCCAAACUGGGGAUUCAGCGGCUGGAUCCUGAGCCUGAUAGCACUGCGGACUAACACGGCCGUGGCUGUGAUGAUGAUCCUGGUGUCCUUGUCCUUCACGGCAGUGGCUGUGCUGGGGAUCAUCAUGCUGAAAAAGCCACGCGGGCGCCCAGCCCUGCCCCUCCCGGCGCACCGGGGCUCUUCCCGAGGAAGAAGAGGAAACCUGAGGAAGAGGAAACCCGAGUCGCACUUUCACUGGAUCCCCGUGCGUCCGCAUCAGAGGCUGCCUCAUCCCAGCUUGGAAGUGCUGGUGCCUGAAUCGUCUGCUGCUCUUUACCCCCUUUCCUCACGGACAGAGGCUGUUCUGGUUUGUGCUGGUCCCCUCCCCUCAGCAGACUGGGGGGAGCAGGGUGGGGAGCGCUGAGGCCAAGCCCUGAGCCAUUGCCCUCCCUUCCAGCACCAGCUGCUGGGGGCAGGAGCCUCCUCCAGAUGGCUGGAAUGCUGCUUCCAGGGACUGGAACGGUCACUUGCCUUCCUUGUGCUCUCCUGUUUCCCCACCCGGUGAUGACACUUGUGUGUGUGGGAGGGUCCCCUGCCCCCCGUGUGCCCCCGGACCCCCAUGCUCUGCCAAGAAUGUCAUCCCCUUCUUCCUCCUGGGGCUUGCUCCAGUGGGAUGAGGAUGGGGCUGGUGCUUUUCCCCAGGGUGUCUUGUCCUUUUGUCCUGUCCCUUUCCCCAUCCUCUCCCUCUCUUCAGGCCCAGGGAUGAGGAGAGCAGGGCAGGGACAGGCAGAGCUCGGGCAGCUGCUGCUUGUGGGGAUCCUGCCUUUAGCCCAUGUGGACCCCAAAGCUGGGCUGGGUGCCGAGGAGCAGCCCUGGCGUUUACAUGGCACCCCUUUGCCUCCAGGGAGGGCUGAACAGCUCCUUCAGUCCCCCUCCCCACCUGCUUCGAGGACUGUGACCCCUUGCUGCCCCCAGCACCCUUCAGCCAAGGCCUUUGGGGGCUGAGCCAGUCCUGGUGUGCAGCCCCUCGCCCCCUUACCUGCCCUCUGUCCCCUGUCCUGGUGUCCCUGGGGAUCCCCAGGACAGGUCUCAUGCAUUCUGCUUCAGUCCGUCUCCUCUCGGAUGCUCCCGGUUUGUCCCCGCAGCUCCGGGGCUGGCGAGAGGCUUUGUGCCUUCAGCUGUGGGGGCCGGUGCCCUCCCGGUCCCGCUGCGGCCGGGGCUCCUCCGGGCGUCCCUGCCUCCUCCGCUACUCCCCGUGUGCUGUUCCCGACCGCUCCCGGUUUAUUUAAGGAAUAAAUGAAGGUUCACUCUC